Sinocyclocheilus rhinocerous is the source of this 4235-nucleotide messenger RNA. RefSeq names its product lebercilin-like. Lineage: Eukaryota; Metazoa; Chordata; Actinopteri; Cypriniformes; Cyprinidae. The coding region runs from base 389 to 2665 and encodes 758 amino acids. Gene Ontology annotation, biological process: intraciliary transport. The transcript is spliced from 8 exons. The record is from RefSeq and is a predicted model, not a curated record. Gene Ontology annotation, cellular component: axoneme.
GGGGCGCGCACGUUGCCAUGGCGAAGCGUCCCUAUGACACCAGUAGCAGAAGGCGAGGCGUGGGUUCAGAGAUUUCACGAACUCCUUCAGUAAAGCACAUUUUCCUUUUCAAAAGCUACAAUCUCCGCCAGACGACGCUUGAUUAAAGGACAGACGACCAAACAACCGCAUUCGCCCUCUCUUUAACGUAUCGGAUAACGUUUUGCUAAUCGUUUGGCGUCGUCUCUACGGAGGAGAGUGUUGUGUGUUGUCCUAGUUGCACGAUAUAAUCCCAGCUAUCUCGUCAUGUAGCUGGCUAGCGAGUUUGCGAGCCGUUAAUCGAGCCACAUUAUGAAGAAACUGACUAUAUAGAUAUGGAUACUUAGAAGGGCAAGAAACUGGUAGAGGCAUGGACUUGCAUGAGGAUAAUCGUGAAUCAGAGCACAGCCGAUUGUCUCACCGUAGUGAUGGGAAGAUCUCAGAAUCUCCUUUUCAAUCUGAGAAACAGGAGAAAUACAAGAAAAACAUCAAGAGCUCGGCUGGGGAUCAUGUGCGAACCAGAACGCGAGAGCCGGCCGGAGACCCAGACCGUGAUCGGUGUUCGGAUGGAGAGCGUAGCAGUGCCUCAUUCUACUCGGAUGAUUAUGAAAAUGUCUUGCACUCGGAUCGGUCUCUCUCGCCGUCAGCCUCUCCGUCUCCACAAAGAAGAGGGAGGUCUAGGAGAGUGUCCAGCAGCCCCUUGCAUCGAGCAGGUGUACGUAAAGUUGUGUCACGCCGUCACCCGCCCCUCUCCCAUCAUCCUCAGCAGUGGUCAAGAGGCAUCCGAUCCCAAACUUUGAGUAAAGAUGCUCCAUCCAAAGAAGUGGACCCAGUCACCAAACGCAUGCUGUCUGCACGUCUGCUAAAGAUCAACGAGUUGAAGAAUGCAUUGUCUGAACUGAGGCUGCAUGCAGACGAGUUGCAACGUGAGAACCGUUUACUGCGACAAAUGCAGCUGCGGCAAGAGAAAGCUCUGCAUCACUACAAUGACACAGAAAGUGAGAUCUCGCAGCUGUUGUCUCGUCACAACAAUGAGACUCAUGUACUGCGUGAGAGGCUGAGACGCAGUCAAGAGAACCAGCGCACAGCUGAGCGCAGCCUCAGGGAAACGGACGCCCAGCUCCAGCACUGUCGAAGCCAGCUACAGAAACUGCAGCAACUCGCAGAUGACCAGAAUCUUGGAGAGAGGGAGGAACUCUCGCGAAAACUAACGUACACUCAAGGCAAAUUGCAAGAAAGUGAACGCAGAGUGAAGGAAUUGGAGAAGAACAUGGAGCUGAGCAGUGGGAGCUUUCAGAGGCAGCUAGCUAAUGAGAGGAGGAGAACUCACAAUGCACAACAGGAAGUUAAAGCACUACAGGAGGAAGUGGAGAAACUUUGCACUAAACUAAAGGAGAAAGAAAAGGAGCUGGAUGCUCGGAACAUCUACGCUAAUAGGAUGCUAAAAGCUUCUUCCAGAAAAGAAGCAGAGAAUGGCAGCAAGCGAAAAGGCUCCAUUACAACCAGCACUAAGGCAGUACAGACGUCCUCACUGGACUUCCCAUCGCCGCCUCCAACUCUUACCAACAAACUCCCACUUGACGACCAGACCGAUGAUUACCUCUCUCUGAAGGAUCAGCAAAGCAGGGAACAGAGACCUAGAGAAGCAAAACAAUGGAAGAUUCAAGAGUUUUGGAGGGAAAGGGAGAAAGAAAAAGACAUGGAAUCUGAGAUGGAACAGACAAGGGAGAAGGAGAGAGAAAAAGAGAUGCUGCAUGACAGAGAAAGAGACAUGGAGCUGCUGAAAGACAAGGAGAGGCAAAGACUUGAUCAACAGCACAGCUCAAAUGAGAAGAACUCAAAGGGAAACAGAGGCCUGGACAGAGAGGAAGAAGAUUGGAGGAUUGGCCUGUCUACAUCUCAAAGUGAGGAAGAGAGCAGGAGGCAGCGUGAACAGGAAGAGGAACAACUUAAAGCAAGAAAUUUAGAGAUCCAGGCCGGCAAUCAAGAGCAUCCUGAAGAGGAACAUCAGCGCAAAGAGCAGCUACUGGCUAAGAUGCAUGAGAUCGACAUGCAGACUCAAGGUCAGGACUCAGACUUCUUUUCUGACGACACAGGAAGUGUCCGCUCUCCUCCACGGUUGUCCGAGCAACGGAACCACAACGGUAUUUUCAAAUUUACAGAGCCAGAAGAGAACACAAACACAUUUGCGAGUGGGAGAAGAGCUGGUGGUCUUCGAGCACAUGGACCAAGCAAGGAUCUUGACCUUGCUUUUGGUAGCUACGCCCCUUCUUUUGGUAAAUCUGCCCCCCGUGCUGGUUUAGGUGCACGCAAUGCAAAUCAGCCACCCCGAGAACUGGAUGAAGAGCUGGAUUUGGGUGGCCUGGUUAAGGAAAGGAAAUCAAAGCUCAUGCAGCAGCUUUUUGGGGCCUCUGCCACACCACCGCCUUCAGAUCCAUCCAGUAGAAUGGAGAACCUAAGCCACCCUCUAACAAGCCAGUUCCCAUCAGUACCAGGAGGUGGACGCAGGAGGGACACAAACACACCAAAUGGACUAAAUAUCAGUUCUCUCCCCAGCAAUAGGAGCACUCUGCAUGUCUCUGAGAGCCGACCCGUGGUCAGGGCCAUUACGUCAUUUGAUGAUGACAUAGAAGAAGUCACACUCUGAAUAGGGUGCUUUUAUAGCCAAUACGAAAGGAUAAAUUUUUUUAAAACACAAAGAGGGAAUCCAAAAACCUCUGAUAUUUAGUUUUGAGCUCCGUUAUGAAGUAAACACUGAUUAAACAAUGCUUAGUUUGCUAAUAUGCCUCUUUUUUUUUAACCUUUCUGGCAAAAUCAUGGAGGAAGACUUUUUCAGUGAUACCGUUUUCAUAGUUGGGUUUGCAAAGGGUCCAAAGUUAACACUCACUGCACAGUGCACACUAAGGGCCAAAAAAGCACUGAAGGGAGUGGAGAAAGUUCUGUGGAUGAUCUACUGACAGUGCGCAAAUUAAAGAACACAGACGUAUCCAGAUCCAUAAUGACCAAUGUAAUCUACCAAGAGCUGCACCGAUUAUCAACUAUCACAGCCAUGUCAAACACAAAAUGGCUUUUUUUGGGGCGGCAAAUAAUGGUAAACCUUAAUAAAUCACAUUGCAUGAUACAUCUAAAUACUCCCCUCCUAUAAAUUUUGCAUCUGAAAAGGAUCCUACAAAUGCAUAUACUUUUAUCCUGACAGUAGUUUUUUAACCAAAAGGCAAGCUGUUAGCAAAUCUGGCCCUAAAUGUCAGAAAAACUCACCUGUUGGCCAGUAACUUUUAAGGAACCACAGUGUAAUAGAUGGUUUAAGUCAAACUGUAAGAAUCUAACCCUUGCUGAUGUAAUCGAUAAGAGUGAUUCAAAUCAAGAGCAUACGACCUGUCAAUUAGGGGAAACAUCCAUUGUGACUUGCACAUUCUCUAAACUUAUACCUCAGUGGAAAAUUAUGAAGUUUAUCAAGGACUCUGAAAGUGUUUUAGGUACUUUUUUUUUCAUGUUUUUUCCACAGCUUGUGGAACAUAUCUAAUUUUAUGCUCUGCACUUUCAGUACUGAUAUGAGUGUGAUUUUGAUAUGAGUGAGAGCUUUGCCCUCUCAGAGAGCCAUGCUGCGGCUUGGCUGACUCAGGUCUGGGCUGCGUCUUCUCUGAGCCAGUCCUCCCUCACAGCACUUUUAGUCUCUCCCCCCUUCUCUCAUUUUAAAUAAAUGUUAAUGGCAAUUAUGUGACAAAGGAGAGAGUCUGGUUCAUAAGUUUGUAGUUUAUAGAUUAAACAACGAGCCAAAUACUCAAAUUAUAUCUAUACAGGACAUCCCAAAAAUAUGGACAGUGAAUUUCUUUGCAUUAGAUAACAAAAUAACUAGCCAAGUGACAUUUUCUCAAAUCUAACAAACUGAUCCCAAUUUGAGAUUAUUGUGUUGUAUACUUUUAAACUUUUAAAGCUUCUUUUUCUAAAAGGUUUGCUUGAAAAGUGAACUUGUGCUGAUGAAUGUCUCUUGGUUUGAUAUUUUAAUAUUUAAUACAGUGAUUCUAUGUGUGGUACAAGUGUACAAAUAUUUUGGGGGCCACUGUAUAUGUUUUGUUUGUGUGCACAAUAUGAACCUUUUUACAUUAACAAUUUAGUGACCAGAAAACUGAAAUAACUUGACUUCCACUUUCAUUCUCAGCUAAUACAGUGUCUUUGUUUGCCUGCUUACACAUAAUGAGUUUUCUUUCUUUAUUAAU